CGUGCGUAGCGGUCUACACCGACUAGAUCUGGGCUGCAUCUUCAGAAGACGCAUUUUUCGUUACUCCUCUAACCUUAAGGGGGCUUUUUAGCUUUUGGUUAGCUCUCCGUUUCUGGAAAACAUCUGAAUCAUUUUAUAACCAAAGCCAGCUGCUGCACAAGUCAAUGCAUGCGUGUGAGUGAGUGUGUGUGUGUAUUCGUUUGUAUGAGGAAGAGGGAGAGAGUGUGAGAGUAUCUCUUCGCUUUGCUCUCCAAGAAGGAAGGAAAGAAAGGGGGAAAAAACGCUUGGACGUCUUUUUCUUUCUCUUCCCGAACUUUUUUUUUUUUAGGAAUGAACGCCGAGACGUGCGUUUCAUACUGCGAAAUGACAUCCAUGGAUUCAUAUUAUAGCCCAUCUGCAACGCAAGGUAGGGAUCACCAGGCGAAUCCUUUCAGGACAUUCCAGGCGAGUGACACCAAAUACAGCCCCGCUUUCCUGACCAACAAAGGUCAGGCGUUCGGGGAAAAAUCUGGGAGCCCGUUCCAGCAAGAGUGCCAGUCAUUGGAUGUCACUGCUGGGGAAGGCACCUUUAACAAAUACCACCUCUUCAUGCAGAGGUCCUCCUGCAAAACUCCCCCAGACAGCAGCAAACUCCAGCAGGACAGCGGACACAACGGAGGGCUCAUCGAGUGUUAUGGUAAAGACAGCACAGGGCUGACAGAUUCUGAGUUACCCCAAAACAGUGAUCCUGCAGGGAUGGAUGGCAGCUACCUCAGCGUAAAGGAGUCAGGAGUGAAAAGCCCUCAGCAGCCAAACUCAGAGCUGGCUUCUCCGUUAGACAAGGCUGAGGGAGAGAGCAACAAGGGCAAGAAAAGACGCAACCGUACCACCUUCACAAGCUAUCAAUUAGAGGAGCUGGAGAAAGUCUUUCAGAAAACACACUAUCCCGACGUCUACGCCCGGGAACAACUCGCACUGAGGACUGACCUGACAGAAGCUCGAGUACAGGUGUGGUUCCAAAACCGCAGAGCCAAGUGGCGGAAGAGAGAACGUUUCGGACAGAUGCAGCAGGUCCGGACACAUUUUUCCACGGCCUACGAAUUGCCCAUUCUCACUAGGCCUGAGAACUACGCUCAGAUUCAGAACCCUUCUUGGAUAGGCAGCAGCAGUGCGGCAUCUCCGGUCCCCGGCUGUGUUGUACCCUGUGACUCGGUCACUUCCUGCAUGCCGCCUCAUCCACAUGCUGCUGCCGGAGUGUCUGACUUCUUGGGUGUGCCCAGUCCUGGAGGUCACAUGGGACAGACACACAUGGGCAGCUUGUUUGGGAGUCCAGGCAUGAGCACUGGCAUUAAUGGGUACGAUCUAAACAUGGACCCCGACCGGAAAUCCUCCAGCAUCGCGACCCUGCGAAUGAAAGCUAAAGAACACAGCGCAGCCAUCUCUUGGGCUACAUGAUCAGGACAUUAUCCAUCAACAAAUAAGAGAAGGAGCAAAUGUGAACAUCGGUUAGCCACAAAAGCAUGACCUGGAAACAAGGAGAGCAUGGAUUGACAAAGAAAAGAAAAGAAAAGUAAUAGAAAUGCCAGGAGAUUUAUUUGCAUGUGAAGUCUAGAGAGACAACAGAAAAUCAGAGAUCAUAAAACUGAGAAUGUUCUGGCUUUGAAAGAAGAAAGAAAUACAAGAAAGACGACAAACUUGACAUCUGAAUGCAUACAAGAAUUAAAUGAAAAAGAAAAAAUGAAUAGAAAAAAAAA
Molecule: messenger RNA, 1733 nt
Organism: Carassius carassius (crucian carp)
Lineage: Eukaryota; Metazoa; Chordata; Actinopteri; Cypriniformes; Cyprinidae
Product: homeobox protein aristaless-like 4
Exons: 4
Coding region: 331-1434 (367 amino acids)
Biological process (GO): regulation of transcription by RNA polymerase II
Molecular function (GO): RNA polymerase II transcription regulatory region sequence-specific DNA binding; DNA-binding transcription activator activity, RNA polymerase II-specific
Source: RefSeq, a predicted model, not a curated record